Messenger RNA from Penaeus indicus, 771 nucleotides. RefSeq lists its product as uncharacterized. Lineage: Eukaryota; Metazoa; Arthropoda; Malacostraca; Decapoda; Penaeidae. Bases 1 to 771 code for a protein of 256 amino acids. The record is from RefSeq and is a predicted model, not a curated record. Gene Ontology annotation, molecular function: transmembrane transporter activity. The transcript is spliced from 6 exons. Gene Ontology annotation, cellular component: membrane. Gene Ontology annotation, biological process: transmembrane transport.
AUGAAUCGUUCACAUUACCGACCACAAUCGUAUUCUAAACUUCUCACGAUAAUUGCCCGUAAGCGCCAUCCGCCCAAGGAGGUCACAGGUCAACCACCAGGUCUUGCGUCACUCCCACGGCGCCGGAGGUCAGAACUCCCGCUAAUGAGGCAGGUGAUCCAGCCUCAUCGUCGCCGCUACCAAACGCUUAUCAAACAUCCCGAGCGCUACCUCUCGCCCUGCGGGAUGGCAACCGAGGGCGGCCUCCUCCCCCGUCUUGAGCACUCCUUGUCAGUCUUGGUAGCUGCCGAGUCCAGGGAAGCCACGAUGGAGACACAUUCGAGCAUCGCCGGAAGUGAAGAGAGAAUGAAAUCGAGCGACCAUGAGCAGGAUCCGCCCUCCGCCACCAGGGACAGCACGAAGCCUAGCUCUCCGUCAGGAAAUCCGGACGAAGACGGAGUAGGGCGGCUGGAGAGGAACACGAAGGCGCGCCGAAUCACGCAGUACCUCGCAGCGACGGCAGCCUGCCUCGGCGCGACGUGUUCGGGCGCCGUCAUGGGUUUCUCCGCGCCGGCCGGUCCUCAGCUGAUCCAAAACGCGAGCGUCUCCUUGCACAACGACAGCAACGCCCUGAUGUUAACGAGACUCGAGUAUUCGUGGUUCUCGUCAUUGCCCAACCUGGCGGCAGCGGUGGUGGGGCCCCUCGCAGGCCUGGCCAUGAACAAGAUAGGCAGGCGCGGCACCAUGCUGGCGUCCGAUUGCACCAGAUUCGAUGGAGCUCGGACAUCAUAG